Xenopus tropicalis (tropical clawed frog) is the source of this 5378-nucleotide messenger RNA. Its product is annotated as lamina-associated polypeptide 2. The transcript has 3 exons. Gene Ontology annotation, molecular function: RNA-directed DNA polymerase activity; RNA-DNA hybrid ribonuclease activity; DNA binding. The record is from RefSeq and is a predicted model, not a curated record. Lineage: Eukaryota; Metazoa; Chordata; Amphibia; Anura; Pipidae. Bases 1969 to 4662 code for a protein of 897 amino acids. Gene Ontology annotation, biological process: DNA biosynthetic process; DNA recombination; RNA-templated DNA biosynthetic process.
GUGUUUUUUCCUACCCAAGGGAUUACACCAUAUUUUUUUUUUUUGUUGUUUUGUUGUCCUUAAAAAUACCUGGGCGCUCUUCAGAUGAUUAGCCUCCAGAAAUGUGUAUGACCAGGGCGCCUUACAAAUGUUUGUGCCCCCUGUGUGGUGGUGGACUUACCCUUACACAUUCCCUGUAAAAAUCAGGGCUGUAACCAGGUCGCCUAUCAGAUGAUUGUGCCUCCUGUGUGUUGUAGCUGGCGGCCGCUGCGCUCCUCCGUGUUCGGCAGGGGGGGCGCGAUGUGAUGACGUCAUCAGCGGCGCCGGUGGAACGCAUGCAGGCGUUGGAACGCAGACGCGCGUCAUAUCCGGGGAAAGGAAUGCCUUUUAAGCCAGCAAGCAUGGCGGGUUGUUGCCGCUCCCAGGGGUACUGCUGGUGGCCCGUGCUGGUCCCGUGCAUAGCGUUCCAACUCUGCCACAAUGGCUGACACUGCUUUAGAAAAGGAAAAGGGAAAAACAAAAGAGAAGGCUAAAACUAAAGAAAAUUUAUCUGAAUCUCCUAAGGGGAAGAAAGAGAUAAAGAAACCAGUCUCCAUAUCUUGUUUUGGAUGUGAUAUAAAAUUUAACCCUGUGGAAGGUGAAAAAUUAUGCAGUACAUGUAAAGGGAAACUUAAAAACCCUGUCAGUUCCCCAGAAGGGGCUGAAGGACUAGUGUCCUGGAUGAAAGGAGCUAUGAUGCAGGCUUUUGAGUCUUUUAAGCAACAAAAGCCAAAUAAAUUUAUGAGGAUUUUUCAUCUGAUACAUCAUUUGGGGAAGGUACCUCAAAGUUAAAAUAUGAACCUGAGUCAGAGGAAGGAGAAAUUUCAGAAUCUGAAGAUUUUUUUCCUGUUGAUGAUAUAGGGGCCCUAAUUGCAGCAGUCAGAGAUACAAUGGGGUUAGAAGAGUCUUCUGAGCCCCCUAAAAAAUCAAGUAAAUUGUUUGCAAACAUAAGUAAGCGUAAACCAUCUUUUCCAGUGGAUGAAGCUAUUAAGAACAAAAUUAAAAGUCAGUGGUCUGUAUUAGAUAAGAAAUGGGCCCCGCAAAAGAAGUUUUAUUCUCUUUUUCCCUUUGAGGUUGAGGAUACAAAAUUUUGGGAUGUACCUCCAAAAUUGGAUCCUCCGGUAGCCCAAACUAUCAAGAGAACAACUUUACCGUUAGAAGACAGUACUGGUCUCAAGGAUGCUAUGGAUAGAAAGGCGGAGGGGGCCCUAAGGAAAACCUAUUUGGCAGCAGCAGCAGGUUUCAAGCCGGCAAUAGCGGCGGCUUCAGUGGCAAGAUCCCUUAAGGUCUGGAUCCUGCAACUAGAGAAAGCUUUAAAGAAAGGAGUACCAAGAGAAAAUCUUUUAGCAGAUUUGCCUAUGGUGAUCUCGGCCUCUGAUUUUUUGACUGAAGCUGCUUUAUCUUCAGUGGAUAUAUUGGCUAAAACUACAGCAUUUGCUACCUCAGCUAGAAGGGCUCUAUGGCUUAAGCCCUGGGUGGCAGAUAUAGCCUCCAAAAACCGCCUGCUUAAUCUUCCAUUUGAGGGAGAAAAACUUUUUGGAUCCCAGCUGGAACUUCUAGUGGAAAAGAAGUCUGAUGAUAAGGUGAGAAGCUUACCUCAAGACAAGAGACCAUACAAGCGACCUUCCUUUCGGGGUUUCAGAACCUCUUACAAAUAUAGACAGGACUGGAGGAGUGGAAAAACAUCAGGGGAUAGAAAUUAUACCCAAUCUAGAGGAAGACCCUCAAGAGGAAGGGGCCGUCCAUAUUUCAAUCAAAAACCUUUCUCAGCAUGACGCCUUGCCAGUUGGAGGAAGAUUGAAGGGGUUCAUUCAGGAAUGGGAAAAAAUCACCUCAGACGAAUGGGUGUUACAAAUAAUAGACCUAGGAUAUUCAAUAGAAUUCUAUGGUCUUCCUCCAACAAGAUUUAUAGAAACUUGCUUACCAAAACAAAGGGUUGCAAAACAAGCCAUGGAAUUAGCAAUCCAAGAAUUCAAAGAAAUGAAAGUAUUGAUUCAGGUACCCCAAAAAGAAAAAUUCAGCGGGGUCUACUCCCCAAUCUUCCUUGUACCAAAACCGAACGGGGAAUACAGAACCAUCAUAGAUCUAAGAUAUUUAAAUCAAUUCAUAUUCAAGAAAAAGUUCAAAAUGGAAUCAAUAAGAUCCACCCUGUUAGCGCUUCGCAAAGGGGAUGUGAUGUGCACUUUAGACCUAAAAGACGCCUACCUUCAUAUUCCCAUAAGGAAAUGUCACCAAAAAUUCUUAAGGGUAGCCAUAAAGGGACCUGCAGGAACAGAACACCUUCAAUUCACAGCCCUGCCGUUUGGAAUAUCGAGUACACCCAGAGUCUUUACAAAGGUAAUGGUAGUAGUCGCAGCAUACUUAAGAACUCAAGGUAUUGCUAUUAUUCCUUAUCUGGACGAUUGUCUACUAAAAGCAGAGACCGAUUUAGUGUUGCAAAGAAAUCUAUUCAAAACAAUAGAAGUUUUUUCAGUCAUUGGGCUGGUUAAUAAAUUGGGGAAAAUCCAAUCUAAAUCCUGCAAAAGAGAUAAAAUUUUUGGGAAUGGUGUGGAACACACAAGAAGGAAGAAUUUUCCUCCCUCCAGAAAAAAGGUUAAAAAUCAGAGACAGAGUGCACAAGUUUCAAAACAGGAAAUUCUCUUCAAUAAAGCAAGGUCUAGAAAUCUUGGGUCUUUUUUCAGCAGUAUUAGAAGCAGUUCCAUGGGGACGUGCCCAUAUGAAAGAUCUGCAAAGAUAUAUAAACUCAGUUUGGGAUCAUCAAAAGGCAUCGCUCAGAAGGAAACUUUAUGUUCCACCGGAAAUAAAGAAAUCUCUCAAUUGGUGGUUACACCCAAGGAACCUUUCAAAAGGUUCAGCCCUAUUUCCAGUUCCUCCCCUAGUCAUCACAACAGACGCAAGUGGCAAAGGUUGGGGAGCACAUUUAGGAAAUCUGGUAGAGCAGGGAAGCUGGGAAAAAGGUAUUGCUCAUCAGGCAGCAAACUCCUUAGAGUUGGAAGCAGUAUGGAGAGCCCUGCUUGCCUUCAAAACUAUUGUAAAAGACCAAAAUGUUCUAAUACAUACAGACAAUGUGGCAACAGCCUACUACAUAAAUCACCAAGGAGGUUCCAGAAGCAAAGACCUGGGAAUGAGAGUCAAAAAGAUCAUGUGCUGGGGAGAAAAAAAUCUAAAAAGUAUACUAGCACGCCAUAUUUCGGGGCACAGCAAUAUCAGAGCAGACUUUUUAAGUCGCAGGUUGAUACUUCCCGGAGAGUGGAGUUUAGAUCCAGAAACAUUUCUUCAGAUCUGCAAGGUUUGGGGUUCUCCAGUAAUAGACCUCAUGGCCUCAAAGUACAAUGCAAAGCAUCAAAGAUUCUUUUCCCUUACAGCAGGCCAAGGCGAGGAAGCAGUGGAUGCACUAGCCCAAUCAUGGGAUUUCAGCCUAGCAUAUAUCUUUCCACCUAUCCCUAUGUUAGCAAGAGUGAUCAAGAAAGUUGCACUUUGCUCAACAGAAGUGAUUCUAAUAGCUCCUGCCUGGCCCAGAAGGAGUUGGUACUCCAGCCUCCUCCAACUUUCUGUCAGUCCUCCUUGGCCACUUCCAGUGAAGGAAAAUCUCUUACACCAGGGACCAAUUUUUCAUCCAAACCCUGCAGCUCUUCAGCUCACAGCAUGGAGACUGAAAGGGAUGUUAUGAGAGCACAAGGGAUAUCUGCACCAGUCAUUGAAGUCCUGUUGCAGAGCAGGAAAGAAAUUACAAAUAAAAUUUAUCAAAGAAUUUGGUCUCGUUUCAGGAAGUGGUGCUCAGAUAAGAAACUAACUCCAGAAGACGUUCCAGUGUCAAUCAUUUUAGAUUUUCUACAUGAUGGCUUUAGGAAAAAAUUAGCUCCAAAUACACUUAAGGUGCACAUUGCGGCCAUAUCAGCUUUCAAGAACAUAUCCUUAGCGGAGCAUCCAUUGAUCAAAAGAUUUGUCAAGGCUGUUCAAAAUAUUAGACCUAAGACAAAUAACCUAACUUCAAAUUGGGACUUAGACAUUGUGUUAAGAGCCUUACAAAAUGUUCCCUUUGAACCCUUGGAAGAAGCUUCCCUGUAUCAUCUUUCCAUUAAAACAGUAUUUUUAGUGGCAGUUUGUUCAGCCAGACGCAUAGGAGAACUGCAAGCUUUAUCAUGUAAAGAUUCGUGUCUACAGGUUUUUCCAGACAGGGUCAUCCUCAAAGCAGAUCCCUUGUUUAGACCUAAAGUCUCAUCUAAUUUUCAUAGAAACUUUGAAGUCAUUCUUCCAGUUUUUUUUGCAGAACCAAAAAAUAAAGUGGAGGAAAAGCUACACUUGCUGGAUGCCAGAAGAUGUGUUUUGUUCUAUUUAAACAAGGUAAAACCUUUUCGUGUAUCUCAUAACCUUUUCAUUUCCUUUUGGGGAAAGAACAAGGGGAAACGUGCCUCAAAAUCUUCCAUUUCCAGAUGGAUAAAACAGGCAAUUUCCUUAGCCUAUUCUGCUUCAGGGAAAUCAGUACCUCCAAACCUCAAGGCUCAUUCUACCAGAGCAGUGUCAGCCUCACAGGCAGAAGUUGGAGGCGUGUCAGUGGACCAGAUAUGUAGAACAGCUUCGUGGGCAAGUUUCAGAACAUUUGCAGAGCAUUACCGACUGAACGUGGAUGUCAUCUCUCUCUAGUAAGUGCUGCCUUCGGGACUGAGGGAAAAGGAAUUUACGUAAGUAUAAAUCCGUUAUUUCUCUAUUUCAACAUCUGACAUGUUGUCUUUCUAUUAUUUAAUAUAGCAUUUAAAUCAUUUGCAUAGCAUCCCAUUCUCACUUUAUUUAUAUUUUACAGUGUCUUUUUUUCGAAACAGGCUUGUGUAACACAGUGAUAACCACUGUAAACUGCAGCACUUAUAUUUUUUUAUUUGUGUCUGUAUAUUACCCACCCAAUUAGAUUGUAAGCUCUACAGGGCAGGUAUUGCCUUUAUGUUGUGUUUUUAGCACUUGGCAUCUUUAAUGUAUCUCUACUGUAUUUGUAUUAUUGUAUUAAACCCUUUUAGUUCUAUGAAAUUAUUGUUCUGCUGUACAGUUGUCUGUGCAUAAGUAGUUCUUCAUAAAUAAAAAAUACAUUUACAUAGCCUGUUAAAGUCAAGGGAAAGCAGACCUCAAAAGCAGUAACUAUGCAGUUCAUAUUAUUGUUUGUUGGGUUUGGCAUUUGUUCCUUAGGAGAGUUUUAACUGAAUUUUUAUCUGAGAAAAUUGCUGUUCAAUGGACCACUUUUGUGAGAUCGUGGAGUAGAGUUUUCCUAUCAUAACAAUUUAUCAAAGCAACAAUUUGAAGUUGGGUUAAAGGAGAAGGAAAGGCUAGUAAAGAGUUAAUCUCAAGCUGCAGGCAUACAUUCAGUUGUCUCA